CAUCCAGGAUGUGCAGAUCCUGGAACCCUGCGAUCUAAUCUGCGGCCGGAGCGCAGGUCAUUCCCAUCGCUGGCCCUGGCAGUGUCCCCUUCUCUGGGAACAUGGACUUGUCCAGAUCAGAACUGCUGCUUGGAACCAUGUUUGAGUCGCAGGAGGAGUUAUUCCAUCCAGAGGGGUUUACGGGGUCGGACGCUGUGACGUUCUCCCUGUCCGAACCCCACGGGUUUCCAGCCGACAAACUUUAUGAUGAAUGGCAGGUGAGCGGCCGGACGGGACUGAGCGAGAGAGAAGACCCGGACGAGUUCCUGAAGAUGAUGAUAAAUCCCAAUGAUGUCUACAACACGGAGGCAUGCGCCAGCGAGUCCCCUGAGAGUGAUAGCGGCUUCUCCGAUGACCCUCGUCCGGAAACCCCCACUAACUGUGACGCCAGCACCCCGCUGCCCCAGCCGGCCCCGGUGUAUGAGCUGGUCUAUGACAUUGGGUCCAUGGAGGAGCGUAAGCUGCAUAGCGAGAUGAGCAGCAUUGUGUCCAUACAGCUAGCAGAGGACUGGCACUCUUCUGUCCUCAUACCUGACAGCUGCAUCGUGAACGAGCUGCCCGCUCUACAAGUGGGCAUGUGUAAGCCGGCAGCAGUACCCCUCCGGGACAUCUCUCCAGACCUGCUCUCCGUGGAGGCCUUGUACCCAGAGCUCCAGCUGACUGAUGAGGAGAAGCGGCUUCUGUCUCAGGAGGGUGUGGCGUUGCCCAAUAACCUGCCACUCACAAAGGCAGAGGAACGGAUCCUGAAGAAAGUGCGCAGGAAGAUCAGGAACAAACAGUCCGCGCAGGACAGCCGGAGACGCAAGAAGGAAUACAUAGACGGGCUGGAGAGCAGAGUUUCCGCUUGUUCUGCACAGAACCAGGAGCUGCACAAGAAGGUUCUGGAGCUGGAGAAGCACAAUGUAUCCCUGAUCACCCAGCUCCGCAGACUGCAGGCCCUCAUCAAGCAGACAUCCACCAAAGCUGCUCAGACGGGCACCUGCGUCCUGAUCCUUUUCUUCUCCCUGGCUCUGCUGAUCUACCCCAACUACUACCCGCUCCGCUCUGGAGCCGCCCUGAGCGAUGGCUCCACGUACACACCUACUGGAGUUAUCUCCAGAAACAUCCUGAACAAAGGCGAGUUCUCCGAGGUCACAGAGCCCCCUGUACUCUCAGAGACGAUACCCACUGUUCCGCAGUCGGGAGAAGAUCUACAGGAACCUCGCGUACGGCUCCCUGGUGCCCCAGAGCAGGAAGAGAUGGAUGCAGACAAGCGGGGGGCAGCGAUCUCUCUGGAGAGACAGGCUUCAGUGGAAAGGGUGCCCCCCAAAUCUAUUCUCCCCCCAGAGAAAGAGAACUGGGACAAUUCUGCCAGCAGGGACCUGUCUAAGACAGCACGGACAGACGAGAUGUGACUGCACAAACGCUCGCCAUAACACGUGAUUGGAUAUGUUACAAUUAGACUCAGCACUGGUACCCAGCGUGGCAAGAGGAGGCGGUGACCGCACAAGUGCCAUGUCUGCGGCAUGCACACAGUCGCUGUACAACAUGCAGGAUGGAAUUGUGCCGACACACAGCAACAUCACACCAAUGCAACACACUCACACGCACAUGGUGCAGCUGCACAAUGUAUGUGCCGCAGGAGAAGUAGGGUUUAUUGCGCUAUAUAAUGCACAGUGGCCCUCAAUCUGAGUUAAUCGCUCGCUAGCUGCUUUUAGCAGCAGUGCACAUGCUAGGCCGCCGCCCUCUGGGAGUGUAUCUUAGCUUAGCAGAAGUGCGAACGAAAGGUUAGAAGAACUGCUCGUAAAAAUUUUCAUGCAGUUUCUGAGUAGCUGCAGACCUACUCCUACCUCUGUCAGUUUAGUUUCUGCUUUGACGUCACAAACACGCCCUGCGUUCGGGCAGCCACUCCCCCAUUUCCCCAGGCACGCCUGAGUUUUGGCCUGACACGCCUGCGUUUUUUAGCACACUCCCUGAAAACGGUCAGUUACCACCCAGAAACACCCACUUCCUGUCAAUCACUCACCGAUCAACAGAGCGUCACGAAAGCGUCGCUCGUCCUUGUGCAAAACUGCAUCGUUUUGUGUGGAAGUAAUUCGCGCAUGCGUACUGCGGCCCGUACGCAUGCGCAGAAAUGCUGCUUUUUCACCUAAUCGCCGCGCUGCGACCGAAAGCAGCUAGCGAACAACUCAGAAUGAGGGCCAUUGUGUGACUGAUUUUUCUGGCACUCUGGGCUGAUUAGGUAGACCCUAUGAGACGCCUACUGAGAUUGCCAGCCAGUUAAAUAUGAAUUCCCCUAAUUGGCUAAUGGGAGAACAGAGUAUGGGGGCAGCUUCACUUCAAUAUUGAAAACUUUUCACGGCUUAAUUAAUCAGAGAUUUGUCCGAUCUAUACUAAUCCAUGGUGUAUCAUUCACUGCAAUAAUUUCCACCCCACCUGCAUGUUCUCCAGGUGACCCAGUUAAGCUGGGGGCCCCGUAUUAUCUCACACAUGUACACGCUUUAGACACACAAUCCGUAGGUGCACAGACACACACCGCUGUGUAUCCCCGAGCACACACUGUAAUCCGGUAUAUCACAGGCCUGUAGCAUAACGGUACAAGCCUACUGCACCCGCAGUGACACAGAGAUACACUGACACUGCUGCGCUGUACGACACGCAGAACCGCCUCCUCUCACUGCGAUUGCCGCUUAUCUCCUGCUCGACUGGAACUUCCUGAUAUUCAGAGAAUUGUUUUAUAAUAUUUAUAUAGGGAAUGAUUAUAUUGGGGGGGAUGAAAUCUCCUGGGAGAAAAAGAGAUUUGUAUCAUGUUUUAAUAAAAAUUCUAUUUGCUUUUUA
Messenger RNA from Pseudophryne corroboree (corroboree frog), 2856 nucleotides. It is a transcript of the gene CREB3L4, whose product is annotated as cAMP responsive element binding protein 3 like 4. NCBI's taxonomy places the organism in Eukaryota, Metazoa, Chordata, Amphibia, Anura, Myobatrachidae. The coding region runs from base 102 to 1433 and encodes 443 amino acids. Gene Ontology annotation, molecular function: RNA polymerase II cis-regulatory region sequence-specific DNA binding; DNA-binding transcription factor activity, RNA polymerase II-specific. The transcript has 10 exons. Gene Ontology annotation, biological process: regulation of transcription by RNA polymerase II. The record is from RefSeq and is a predicted model, not a curated record. Gene Ontology annotation, cellular component: nucleus.